Messenger RNA from Vicia villosa (hairy vetch), 483 nucleotides. RefSeq names its product DNA repair protein RAD51 homolog. The transcript has 4 exons. Gene Ontology annotation, cellular component: condensed nuclear chromosome. Gene Ontology annotation, molecular function: nucleotide binding; ATP-dependent activity, acting on DNA; double-stranded DNA binding. Lineage: Eukaryota; Viridiplantae; Streptophyta; Magnoliopsida; Fabales; Fabaceae. The record is from RefSeq and is a predicted model, not a curated record. Gene Ontology annotation, biological process: reciprocal meiotic recombination; chromosome organization involved in meiotic cell cycle; DNA recombinase assembly.
AUGGAACAGCUGUGACUCGAGAAAACAGCACAACAAGACUAAGAAACCGAAGAGAUUAAACACGGUCCUUCACCCAUCGAACAAAUUCAGACAUCUGGUAUAGCUGCACUUGAUGUUAAGAAGCUUAAAGAUGUAGGUAUUUGUACUGUUGAAUCUGUUGCUUAUACUCCCAGGAAGGAUCUUUUGCAAAUCGAAGGUAUCAGUGAAGCCAAGGUUGACAAGAUCAUUGAAGCAGCUUCUAAGCUAGUGCCUAUGGGAUUUACUACUGCUAGUGAGCUCCAUGCCCAGCGAGAAUCGAUUAUUCAGAUACCCACUGGGUCAAGAGAGGUUGACAAGAUAUUAGAAGGAAGGUAAAUAUGCAAUUGUCACCGAUAGAUGGCAGAAGUUCAGUGACUAUCACUUGAUGUUGAAGUAAUGCAGUUUCUUGCCAACUUUGUGGAUGAUUUUCUGGUUCAUGGGGUUGAUGUUGAAGGAAACAGGUAC